AUUCAUUGAACAGAAGCAUUAGCUAAUUACUUAUCUAACUUAACGUCUCUAUGUCCGAAAAUGUUUUUUUUCCAGUUUUGGUAGCUUUUACUCAUAAGAUCUAUUUUCCACCUCUGGUUAUUUUUACUCUCUUCCUACUUCCAAAUUUCCUAUACCUUUUUUUUUUUCAUUAUGGGGUCCAAAAAGUCAUAAAUUACUUCUCUAGUAAACUUUUGACUAGUAUGUAGAAUAGUGAAGGAAACAAACAGCAUUCCUAUAUCUACUUGAUGCUCUUUGCUGAAUAUUUCAUAGUGAGUUUUUCAAUAGAAGCUGUGUGCUUUUUGUUGGAAGCCAGUGGGAACUAGUUUUCCAAGAACUAGUGUUUGGCAAAACAAAUUGAAAUCUGGAAAAUUCAAAUGCUUUUCAGAGAGAUUAGUUUUGAACACAUAUUUGCAGGUGGUUAGUAUAUUUAGAACAAUCUUGGUGUUAAGGAAGGUUAUGGACUGUAAUCUUUCAUUUCUCUGACCAUGGCCAGUAUCACAGUCCCAGAACAGCCAUCCCUCAAAUGCUUCUUGUUGGCCAAAAUGGAACAUAGUUUAGUGAGUGUUGCUGGAUCAGCAUAAACUCAUGAACAUGCCUGGAAAAAGCUUUAAGUAUAUGCAUUUUGAGUAAGGAACUGGUAAAGUCAUCCUUAUAUAGGAAAUUUAAUUCCUUAGAGAUUAAAACUGUUUUAAAUUACUGUUCUCUAGAAAUUUGAUCAUUAAAUAUGUGUGCAGAAUAUGUCUCUCUGUUUUACCAGUAACAAGUUAUACAAGAGUAUAAUACAUUUGUAAAUUGGCAGUUUAUUCUACAUAAUUGAAAACAUUUUCUUGUAAAACAUCUGCUUUUCCAGACAAGAAUCCAUUUGGUCCAACAAAAUGAUGGCAUUUUUUAAUAAAGGCAGGACUUUUUAUACUAAAGAAAAUUAAAUUACAUUGUUGUUCACACAUAUAUUUUUGGUUAUAGUAUUGUCACAACACAAAAUUAGUGGAGUAUCUUGGAACCUCCAAACAAUUUCUAUUCUAUAUUUAUCUCUAGAUCAUAAGAAUAUGAUUGUUGAUAAUUUCUAUGGAAAUAUUUGAGACAUAACACUUUUCUGUUUUGUGUUUUGAGAAAUCAGUAAUGAAGAUAACAUUUUAGAAUGUUGGGCUAAAAGUCAUUCUAAAAUCUCUAUUUUUUUACACUAUGUUAAUUUUAUUUCUUUAUCUUUAAGAUAUGACACAGUUACUUUUUUAGAGAUGAUGAAGUAGAAAAAUGCUGUAUGAUUUUAUCAUGUGGUAAAACUUACAGAAAGCUUUCAGUAGCCCACAAAGUCAAGCAAGAACUCAUUUGAAAUACUGAUACCAAAUCUUAUCUCAUAAAAUGUUUUCUGUAAAUAGAAGAUCCGUAUCCUCUUACACUGAUUUUUAAAUUUUUGUUUUAAAUAUAGGAACUAUUUUUCUUUUAAUGAUCCCCAAAAAGAUGAUUCAAGGGGUGAAUGAGUAAAAAGCAAGUCUUUAUUCGUCAUAUUCGUUACAUCAUGAGCCAUGAGUCCUCUCCUUCAAUUACUGCUUAGCUUUUACAAGACUUACACGUGCUGAGGAUUCAAAUAAAUAAGCUUUCAGCUUGUGUGGAGAAGUUGUGGAAGCCACCUAUAAAUCCAUUCACCGAAUUUAUGGAGGAGCCUGCAAAUGAUGGAAGUCAUUCAGAAGAACUGGUUUCCCAUUUUAAACGUAGACCAGAGAAAGAACAUUUACCACAGCAUGCCAGUGAAAAUCAACUCAGCUGCCUAAAGCAGGACAUCCUAAAUGAAAAGACUGAAUUGGAAGCCACAUUUAAGGAAGCUGAGAUAGCAACUUGCUCUGUGGAAUUACUUUUGCCAUUGUUUAAGGAAACCAUUGAAGAGAUAAGUUUUGAAAAUGCUAAUCUUUGUGCAUAUAAUUUGAAGAUUGCUAAACAGAAGGAAAUAUUAACAAAAGAAUUAGACACUUUAAAAUGUGUAAGACAAGCUUUAGAACAUCAUCUUAGAAAGAAAGAAUACCAACAAGUGGAGGGCAGUUUAUCCAGCAUGUUAGAGAAGCUGACUGAUAAUGAAAGUGAAAUCGCUAAUCUUAAAAAGAAGCUACUUGAAAAGGAGACCUGUAUCCAAGAACUUUCUUGUCUGUUUCAGAAUGAAAAGGCAAAUGCUUUGAAAGCAAACCGUUUUUCACAAUCAGUGAAAGUAGUACAUGAACGACUACAGUUCCAAAUUCAUAAAAAGGAAGCAGAGAAUGAUAAAUUAAAAGAAUACAUAAAGAGCUUAGAAACCAAGAUAUCAGAAUGGAACUUGCAAUUGAGAAAGAGUAAGCAUGAGGCUGUAGCAAUAAAAGAAUCAAGUAGGCAAAAAGCUAUAGCUUUAAAAAAGGCAUCUAAAAUUUACAAACAAAGGAUUGAACAUUUUACUGGAGACAUGGGAAACCUUACUUCCCAAAUUAGAGAGCAGGAAGCCAAGUUGUCUGAGACAAUUUCAGCUUCCAAUGCCUGGAAAAGUCAUCAUGACAAAAUUGUAAUAGAAAAAAAUGAAUUGGAAGUUCAGAUCGAAACAAUGAAAAAGCAAAUCAUUAACCUUUUGGAAGACCUGAAGAAAAUGGAAGACCAUGGAAAAAAUUCAUGUGAAGAAAUUCUUAGAAAACUUCACACAAUUGAAUGUGAAAAUGAAUCUCUGAAUCUUGAGAACACAAAAUUAAAGACUGCACUUGCUGCUUUGAAGGACGAGGUUGUUUCUGUUGAAAAUGAACUCUUAGAAUUACAAGAAGUAGAAAAACAACAGAAAACCCUUAUUGAAGUUUAUAAAACUCAGAUACAAAAGUUGCAAGAAGCAGCUGAAAUGGUGAAAAGCAGAUGUGAAAAUUUGCUACAAGAAAAUAACCUAAUAACAAAAAACAAAAAUAAAAAAUUAAAGAAGAUGAGAGGCCAGAUGGAGUCUCAUCUGAAGGAGUUAGAGCACGUCCGUGAUUCCUUGACGGCGGUGGAACAGAGGCUUCACGAGUGUCAGGAGAGCCUGCAGCACUGCAAGGGGAAGUGUGCAGACCAGGCACACACCGUUAGGGAGCUUCAGGGCCAGGUUGAUGGAAAUCAUAAUCUUCUGACAAAGCUUUCUCUGGAAGAGGAAAAUUAUCUUAUUCAGUUGAAGUGUGAAAACCUACAAGAAAAAUUAGAACAGAUGGAUGCAGAAAAUAAAGAGCUUGAAAAGAAGCUAGCAAACCAAGAAGAGUAUCUUAAGCACAGCAAUCUUAAGUUUAAAGAGAAAUCUGCAGAAUAUACAGCAUUGGCCAGACAGCUGGAAGCUGCUUUAGAAGAAGGAAGACAAAAGGUUUCUGAAGAAAUAGAAAAAAUGUCAUCUAGAGAAAGGGCUUUACAAAUUAAAAUAUUAGAUCUGGAAACUGAGCUUAGAAAGAAAAAUGAAGAACAAAAUCAACUUGUUUGCAAAAUGAACAGUAAAGCACAACAUCAGGAAGUAUGUUUGAAAGAAAUACAACAUAGUCUUGAAAAGUCGGAGAAUCAAAAUGAGAGUAUUAAGAAUUAUUUACAGUUUCUUAAAACUUCUUAUGUAACAAUGUUUGGAUGAAUUGUUUGAUUUAUUUUCUAUAAACUAGGUUUUUACUGUGAGUCUAAAAAGUAAUUAGGUAAAAAAUAAAUAUACUAUCUGUUGUUACACUUUAUAAUUUAUGGGUGGUAGUAUUAGUGCUUUUAUGUAAAGAUUUUUGAAACAUAAUUUAUUAUCUAGCUGAAACUUUAAAACAAGGUACAUGUUAGUACUCCUUUUUUGCUAGGUAAUUUUCAUUUAGCUCUGGGUUAAUUUGUAUUUAAUUUAUUUUGGUUUUUAGAAAAUUUUACACAGACAUGGAAAAGAAGUGAGAAUCAUUCUUUGUGACUGUUGCCACCGUUCAAGUGAGUUUGUAAUAAACCUCGGCCAAUUGUGGGCCCAAUACAUGAUUUUAAAUAACGUGCAUAAUUGUUUCACAUUAUGGUGCUGUAUAUGUAUAUAUAAAUUAAUAUAAUAAAGGAAAUAUCCUGGA
Vicugna pacos (alpaca) is the source of this 4055-nucleotide messenger RNA. Lineage: Eukaryota; Metazoa; Chordata; Mammalia; Artiodactyla; Camelidae. The record is from RefSeq and is a predicted model, not a curated record.